Prorocentrum cordatum is the source of this 1115-nucleotide messenger RNA. The record is from the annotation of a GenBank genome assembly. NCBI's taxonomy places the organism in Eukaryota, Dinophyceae, Prorocentrales, Prorocentraceae.
UGGCUCGGGGCAGUGCGAGGCCCGGGGCGCGUUCCGCGCCCGUCCACUGAGAAGUGCCGCGCGCGUGGCUCCCGCUCGCGCUGCUGGCGACCUUCUGGCUGGCGACCCUCGCGGAGAGGACCGCGCUGGAGGUGGGGGCUCAUUCUUCGAGCCCCGACUGCUGGCUUGGUCUCGGGCGGGCACUCUCGCUCAGCGAGUGGCUGGGGGUGUCGUUGGCGAACCCAAUCAUCGUCCUGGCCCUUGCCACCCCAGUUCUCGGUGUGGUUUGCCGCCUGCGGGCCACGAGUUUCACGGAGGGAUUGUGGACGCUGGCGGUGGUCAGGGGGAAUAGUGCGGGAAGAGGUGGAGUUACGCGUCAGUCCGUGGAGUUGUUUUUCUCUUGGCGUUCGCUGGCGGGCCCAGGCUGUGGAGGUGGCUUCUUCGCAAUAUGAGGGAUGGCACUUUUCAUUGGUUUCCUCACCGCUUCGUACCGUACAACGCACCAGGCGUGGGAGGCCAAUCGCCUGACGAAGAACAUGGCCUCGGCGAUCAUCGUCGCAGCGUCUCCAGAGACGUACUACUCGGGACAGCUGUUCACCAUCGCGGUUUGCAUCAUGUUCUUCUACACCGUCUACCACGUCAGGACCCACCCGUACAGGCUGAACUUCCUGAAUUACGUCGAGACCACAUCCCUACUGGUUCUGACCGUCCACCUCCAUGGCGUUGUCUGGCUUGGCUUACUCGUCAGCCCGGCGUGGUACAUCAUCGAGAUCUUCGGGCAGGCACUCCUGUGUGAUGUGUUCGCCCUGCUUCUGACGAAUGCCUUCUUCCUCAUGGCGGUCUUGGCGUGGGCCAAGUUCAUGUUGACGGACGGUCAUGCAAUCUUCACUGAUUUGGCAUGAGGAGCCGCGCGUGUAUUGUAAAACGAUUUCUCAGGGCCCAUCUUGGCUGGUGCUUCGUCCCGAUCGCCACGGCUGGCCCCUCUCCAGCCUGUCUCUUCCUUGGCCCUUCCCGUCAAGGGUGCGGGAUGCUGCUGAGGAGGACGCUGCUUUCCGCGGGCGGGUGCUUGAUUCGCGCGUGACUUCUUCACAAGUUGUCUUGGCAGCGUUCGGACGUGUGCAUUUGUUCUCGGCGGG